Molecule: messenger RNA, 643 nt
Organism: Paramecium primaurelia
Lineage: Eukaryota; Ciliophora; Oligohymenophorea; Peniculida; Parameciidae
Source: the annotation of a GenBank genome assembly
AUGAAUAGUCAGAAAUAAGAUGAUGAAAAGUACAAAAAAUUUUAAUGCAAAAUAUGUCUAGACUUAGCAACAGAGCCAGUUAUCACUCCAUGUGGACAUCUCUAUUGUUGGUAAUGUCUCUAUACUGUAAUUUAUUAACAAUUAUUAUUAGUGGGCAGAAAAGAAGAAUCCAUUAUAAUGUCCAUAUUGUUCAAAUGUUUUUGAAUUAAACAAAGUCACAACUAUUUUUACAGGAGACUCAAAAGAAUCAAAAUAAUCAGAAAUCCCUAAAAGACCUACAAAUCCAAGACAAGAAUAGAACAAUUAAUAAUAAUAAUAACAAAAUUAACAAUUUGGAAACUUUUAAUUUGGUUUUAGUUUUGGUAUGCCAUUUAUGAUGAUGUCUAAUUUUAAUCUAGGAUAAGGUCAAUAAGCUAAUGCAAGAAGUUUUAUGCUUAUUUUUUUUAUUGGAUUUUUUAUGAUGAAUUUCUUACCCUUUUUUAGUUCUUAUACCUAAGAAAUUCCAUAAUAGACUUAAAGAUAAUCAAGGAGACAUCAAGAAAUAAUUUAAGAUGAUUAUUUUACAAAUUUCUUAAUCAGUAUGGUAAUUUUUCUUGGUUUUUACGGCUUCAGUUAAUUGGCUAAAAAGAUUUUGAAUAAUUGA